Plasmodium coatneyi is the source of this 600-nucleotide messenger RNA. RefSeq lists its product as uncharacterized. The transcript has a single exon. Bases 1 to 600 code for a protein of 199 amino acids. The record is from RefSeq and is a predicted model, not a curated record. Lineage: Eukaryota; Apicomplexa; Aconoidasida; Haemosporida; Plasmodiidae.
AUGGCAUUGUCAAGGAGUAAAGUAAGAUUUCUAUUCCCCAAUGCUACGCUGCAGUCGUAUUACCCCACGUCUGAAAUGUUUAAAGCGCCGAAGGUUGGGAGCGCGCCAAGAAUAUAUAACGGUUUGGAUCCCAGAAAAGUACAUAACUACCCAUGGACAAAUAUAUUUAAAACGAGGACAAUCAAAGAAACAGGAUAUCAGUAUGGAAAUUGGGCAGGACCAUCUAUUCAUUCCAUGACCCUUGAUGAAUUAGCCACCUUUUUUAGUAACAAGGAUUGCUUAAAGCAAUUUAGCUACUGGCAGUUACUUAAGGCUACUUAUGGACAGUUCCAAUUUCUGUUCCUCUUUGUGGGAUCACUAGUUGCUACGAUCACGCCCAUAUUUUUGUUCACCAUGUAUAUACAGAAGUUUGAGCCAUUAGAAGUUACCAUGGACCCAGAUGAGUAUUACAAGAAUUUCCACUGGCACUAUUACGGUGGAGAAAUAGACCACCACGCUUUUUCACAGUACCUGGAAGCUAGAAGGGCAGUCAGGUAUAGAAAUGCCGACAUCAACCCGGUCGAAUGGAUCCCCCCAGAGUACAGGGCAGAAGAGGAAUGA